AUUGAUCACCCAUUAGAUGUUGUAUCCGCUGGUUUAUCACAAUUAUCAAUGGGGAGAUCUGAUUUAUAUUCGACGACCAUCCCUCCAAACAUCGCUGUCCCAUAUGAUUCAAUAAAAGGCAAUGGAGAUAUUGUUUGGAAACUAGCUGAUGAUAAUUUGGAUGAAGAAUUUCUUGCCUGUAGUGAUUAUCAUGAACAAUUACUUCCUGAUAGAAUGUUGUUGAAUCGAUUAUCCGGACAAAUUACCGAUCAUACAAUUACCCAAUCAAUUCAUGCAUAUGCCGAUCCAUGGCAGACAUCGUUAUCUUUAUCACCUAGUAGUGUUUCACUACAAUCUGUACCAUGUAUUCCUCCAUCGGAAACUAAACCAAGAAAUUUUCUACAUUCUCAUUCAUCUUUAACAUCAUUUCAUAAUCAUCAGUCAGAUAUUUUAAAUAAUCAAG
Messenger RNA from Schistosoma turkestanicum, 442 nucleotides. The record is from the annotation of a GenBank genome assembly. Lineage: Eukaryota; Metazoa; Platyhelminthes; Trematoda; Strigeidida; Schistosomatidae.